GUGGUGGUGGUGGGUACGGGGGAGGUGGCGGUGGAUACGGCGGCGGCGGAGGCUGGGGUGGUGGAGGCGGCGCUGGAGGCGACCGCAUGGGCAGCCUGGGAGGCGGUCUGAAGACCGUCGACUGGGCUAGCGCCCGCCUCGAGAAGUUCGAAAAGAAUUUUUACCAAGAGGACAAAAGGGUCACCGCCCGCAGCGAGCGCGAGAUUGAGGAGUUCCGCCGUUCGAAGGACAUCAAGGUGCAAGGGCGUGGCGUUCCGAGGCCAGUCACCUCGUUCGAUGAGGUCGGCUUCCCCGAGUACCUGAUGGCCACCAUUCGUGCGCAAGGCUUCCCCGCCCCGACUGCCAUCCAGUGCCAAUCCUGGCCCAUGGCCCUCUCUGGUCGCGAUGUCGUUGCCAUUGCCCAGACUGGUAGCGGAAAGACUAUUUCCUUUGCCUUGCCAGCCAUGCUGCACAUCAAUGCGCAACCACUCCUUUCUCCUGGCGAUGGCCCCAUCGCCCUUGUGCUCGCCCCCACGCGUGAGUUGGCGGUGCAGAUCCAGCAGGAGUGCACCAAGUUCGGGUCCAACUCGCGGAUCCGCAACACUGCCAUCUACGGUGGUGCGCCCAAGGGCCCUCAGAUUCGUGACCUGCAGCGUGGUGUUGAGGUCGUCAUCGCCACCCCCGGCCGUCUCAUCGACAUGCUCGAGACUGGCAAGACCAACCUUCGUCGUGUUACCUACCUCGUCAUGGACGAGGCUGAUCGCAUGCUUGACAUGGGUUUUGAGCCGCAAAUUCGCAAGAUUGUCAGCCAGAUUCGUCCCGACCGUCAGACCCUCAUGUUCAGUGCCACAUGGCCGAAGGACGUCCAAAAGCUUGCCAAUGAUUUCUUGAAAGACUUCAUCCAAGUCAACAUCGGCUCCAUGGAGCUCGCUGCAAACCACAACAUCACCCAGAUCACUGAAGUUUGCAGCGACUUCGAGAAGCGCAACAAGCUCAUCAAGCACCUCGACCAAAUCAGCUCUGAGAACGCGAAGGUCCUCAUCUUCGUCGGUACUAAGCGCGUCGCAGACGAUAUCACGAGAUAUCUGCGUCAGGACGGCUGGCCGGCCCUUGCAAUCCACGGUGACAAGGAACAGCGCGAACGUGACUGGGUCCUGGGCGAGUUCAAGGCCGGCCGGUCACCCAUCCUCAUCGCCACAGACGUAGCGUCUCGUGGUCUCGGUAUGUCUCCAUCUCUGUCUUUCUUUAUGCGUCCAGAGGGCACUUGUCUUCGGAUCAUCCAGCAGCGGUGCUUGUCUGGUCCGUCAGUGAUACUCUCAGGGUGCGUAUCCAAGAGGCAUCAGCGAUACCUUGACCGUGUGUCCAUGCGUGACGAAUCUUGACCUACGACGCGCUCCCUCUGGCCUCUGCACAGGUAUCCCCAUCCUCACGGCCGGGUUUACUAUCCAAGGAAUGGGGUUCCUUCUGGACAUUGCAGCGGUCAUGGACAAGGCUACCGGGUGUAUGCUCGUUUCUGCCUC
Schizophyllum commune H4-8 is the source of this 1499-nucleotide messenger RNA. Its product is annotated as RNA helicase. The coding region runs from base 87 to 1361 and encodes 424 amino acids. The transcript has 5 exons. Gene Ontology annotation, molecular function: RNA binding; ATP binding; RNA helicase activity. The record is from RefSeq and is a predicted model, not a curated record. Gene Ontology annotation, cellular component: ribonucleoprotein complex; nucleus; cytoplasm. Lineage: Eukaryota; Fungi; Basidiomycota; Agaricomycetes; Agaricales; Schizophyllaceae. Gene Ontology annotation, biological process: rRNA processing.